Molecule: messenger RNA, 420 nt
Organism: Racocetra persica
Lineage: Eukaryota; Fungi; Glomeromycota; Glomeromycetes; Diversisporales; Gigasporaceae
Source: the annotation of a GenBank genome assembly
AUUGACUAUAAAAAAGUUUUAAAUUUGGCCAAAUUACAUGCAUACUAUAUUACAAAUGCAUGUCAUGAGCUUAACUAUAUUAGACAAAAUCUUUCAGAAAGUGAUUUUUUAAAAAUGAUGAAUGAUUAUAUUUAUUCACUUACCUCAGGCUCUGUUAUAUUUGAUGAAGAUAUUCAGCUAUACGAUUCUGAAAAUGAUCCUGAAGAUAGUUCUAAAAAUAAUAAUAAUUUAUCAGAAAUUAAUUCUAAAAUUUUAGGUAUUGAAGAUAGUAUUAAUUUGGAAUAUAUGUCAAGUAAUACAGAUUAUCUUAUUUUUAAAGAAAUAAUUGAAUAUAGUAAAAAAGAUUUUAAUAUUGAUGCACUUGCUAGCCAAGGAAUACAAAUGCGAAAUACAUCAAUAGAUGUUAACAAAGAAGACUGA